This is a messenger RNA of Polistes dominula (European paper wasp), 1886 nucleotides long. RefSeq names its product pentatricopeptide repeat-containing protein 2, mitochondrial. The record is from RefSeq and is a predicted model, not a curated record. Gene Ontology annotation, biological process: regulation of mRNA processing; multicellular organism development; mitochondrion organization. Gene Ontology annotation, cellular component: mitochondrion. Lineage: Eukaryota; Metazoa; Arthropoda; Insecta; Hymenoptera; Vespidae. Gene Ontology annotation, molecular function: RNA binding.
AUGUACUCGGUUUUCACGCGUUCUAUUCGCUUGCUCUGGAAGAUUUUAUUUUAGAGUUUUUCCACCAAUAAGAAAAAAUAGUUUAGUACUGAUUACGUAAAGCAAUAGUGAGGGAAAUAAGCCGGCUGUUUAGCCAAUAGGAGUCGUAGGAAACUCCCUCUGUUCCGUUGCAAAUGCUCACUAACCUGAUCUUUCCAUCUUUUCUUUACCGUGUGGUUGAUUGUAAAAUUCUCAAUUUAUUGUUAAUAUCUAAUUAAAAGGAAAGAAAAGAAUUAUUCAAAUUAUAUUAAAAAAUAUUAGUAAAUCAUGGCUACAAGUUUAAGACUACUUAGGCUUAAUUUGCCCUUUAUGUUCAAUUCUACGUUAAGAAAUACUGUAAGCGGUACUUUCUCAUUGGGAAUAAACCGUUUUAUUUUUACAAAUAAAACAAUUGGUAUGAACAAUUAUGAAUAUGUAAGAACACAAGUACAUCAACAAUUUAUAAAUGUAGAAGAUUCAUUUCGUCAAAAAAUGAAAGAAAUUGUUGAAGAUGAAAAUAGUGUAGUUUUUACUGAAGACUUAAAAGCUAUGUCUCACUUGGUAACUAGUAAUCCUGACGAUAUAGAUUUAUUUGUUAAAAUGAUAUAUAAAUUCAACUCUCAAAGUAGUAACCUAAGGUUUGGUAACUACUCAUUUGGUCCUGUAAUAAUGAGAGCUUUUAACUAUGUGGGCAAACCAGAUGUAGCAUUAUCUACAUUUCUCGACCCAAAACUAUCUUCAUUUUUUGAUCAAAGCACGACUUAUUCAGUUUUAGUAACAUUAUUGUAUAACAAUAAAAUGUACAGUGAAGUACGUCAAGUAUUUGAGUUAUUUAAGUCUAGAUGUGUGGAUUUUCAAAAUAUUCCAAGAAUUCCAGUUAUUGUUAACGCUGCUGCUGCUUAUCAAGAGAAUACUCCAGAAUCGUUCAAUUAUUUAUUGAACACUUGGAAAGAAUUAAGUCAACGUAACUUCCCACCGAUGCGUAGAUUUAUAACAUUCUUGGCAAGCUUGGCAUUAAAACAAGAUUCUCCACAAAUAACUUUAGAAUUAAUGUCUUUAAUAAGAACACGUUACAUCGAUAAUAGAUGUUUGAAAAUUCUUGCAUACUGCAGACUUAAUAGGUUAAAUGAUGUUGCUUUCAUAUUGAAAAAUUCACUCGAAGGAACUUACUCUGUUAAAGAAACAUAUUUUUCAGAUGUUAUUGAAGAGGUUGAAAAACAUUUGGACAAUGCAAAUGAUGAACUUAAAUCUAUAUUAACAAAAAUAAUUACUCUUCUGAGAGAACAAGGACACGUAGAAGAGAUGACAUUGGAAGCUCAUAUACUUAGUCCAAUGGAAUAUUUAUUCCCAAAACGUUCUAAAAAUCUGAUUAAUGAUCGUGCUAACGAAAACAAUAGAAAUGAACAAUUUAGACAACCACAACGUAAAAGGAUAGUUGGCUUAAAGGACCUUAUUUAAUUACUAAUAUCUUUUUCCAAUUCAUUGUAAUGUAUCUAUCCAUGUAUUUAUGAUAUAAUUAUAAUUAUAUGAUCCCAUCUUUAAAGUUAUAACAAAUUCACGUUAUUUUAUCAAUUGUAAUUAUUUAUCAUUAUACUAAUAGUACAUAAUGUCUUUUUAUAAUUUGUGCAUUUCAGAGGAAAGUUUUGUAAGAGCACAUGUUAUAACUAUUAAAAGAUCAAACUUAGAUACAAAUUAUAUGUUUAUUGUAAUUUGCAUUGUUUUUUAACGUGUAUUUAAUGUAAAAAAUCAAAAAUUUCUGAUCGUCCUCACAAUCAACCAUGCACGGAAAAACAUUAUCAAGUAUUAUUUCUUUUCUUGUAGUAAACUGUAAUUUUGUAUUUAAAUACAAAUAAAAAGUUAUAAAUAAA